AUGAUGAAGAGUCUGGGUUAUUUCCUGCUGCUCAACGUUCUGUCAUGUCUCGGACAAGCUGUCCAUGGGAAUAGGAUUAUACAUGGGGAAAAAGUCCAAGAGGACUCCAUGCAGUACAUGGUCUCAGUGCAAAGCAAUGUAGGUCACGUAUGUGGAGGAUUCCUGCUCAAUGAGGAAUAUGUGGUCACUGCAGCACACUGUGGUGAAAACGAACUGAAAUACGUUCUUCUGGGAGAUCACAACCUCAAGAGUUCAAAGAUAAAAAAAGUGAGCAUUAAUUCCACAUGCAAACCCCAGGGGUAUAAGGACAUUGUGCAUGGCAAAGACAUCAUGCUUCUUCGACUGUCUGAGAAAGUUCUUCUAAACAAUGACGUGAAAACAAUUCCCCUUCCUUUGUCUGAGAGACCUUUACGAGAUAAUCAAGAAUGCUCUGUGGCUGGAUGGGGAAAAACUGAGCGAACUGAUCAUAGUGAUGACCUGAGAAUGGUGAACGUGGCAAUCAUAAACCAACAAACCUGCCAGGAGAAAUGGGACAAUAUGCUUCCUCACAAUGUGAUCUGUGCUGGUGGAUUUGGUAUAAAUAAAGGAUUUUGUCAGGGUGAUUCUGGUGGCCCUCUGGUGUGUAAUGGCAGAGCUGUUGGUGUUGUGUCAUUCAACAGAGGCUUCUACUGUAACUACCCAGAUGUACCCAACGUCUACACAGAUAUUUCUAAAUAUCUUCAUUGGCUUAACAAAGUUGUGAAUGAAAAGAAAUGUACAUAAUUCUUUUUUUUUCACUGUCACUGUACAUUGAAGCAGAAAUUGUGGCAGUUUUGCUAAUGUGCUGCUUUAAUAUCAAGAUGUUGAAUAAACUCUUGUCCUAGUA
Molecule: messenger RNA, 865 nt
Organism: Poecilia reticulata (guppy)
Lineage: Eukaryota; Metazoa; Chordata; Actinopteri; Cyprinodontiformes; Poeciliidae
Product: transmembrane protease serine 9-like
Biological process (GO): proteolysis
Molecular function (GO): serine-type endopeptidase activity
Source: RefSeq, a predicted model, not a curated record